This is a messenger RNA of Benincasa hispida (wax gourd), 1124 nucleotides long. RefSeq lists its product as uncharacterized. NCBI's taxonomy places the organism in Eukaryota, Viridiplantae, Streptophyta, Magnoliopsida, Cucurbitales, Cucurbitaceae. The record is from RefSeq and is a predicted model, not a curated record.
GUUUUUUGUUUCUUUUUCUUCGUACAUUCUCAUUUUGGAGUUGUUGGAUUUUUUUUGGGUUUGAUCCACUUUUUUUUAGGCAUUUCGUCAUUAUUUCAUUAUGAAGCUUUCUGGGUUUUGGGUUUUGUUUUUCGUCCUCCAAACAACUUUAUUGAUGCUUUUCUUUCCCAGCUAUAUAAAUGCCUCCUCCAGCUCCGAUGUGGCUCUGAACAACCACCAUGUAAAUCCAAACAAAUGCUUGUCUGACAUACCAUUAAACAGGAAGCUGAAGUUCCAGACUGAUGAACAUUAUAGCCUGGGGAGAAAGAAGGUUCACCCAGGUGAUCUAAAUCUUGAUGACUACCAUCCCAUUGAUCCAGUUCCAAGUUCAAAAACAUCAGUGAAACCCGGGCCGAUAGAGCAUGGCGCUCCUCUCCUGCCUCAUAUGCCAAAUUCUCCACCUCCCCAUCAGCCGGGCGAUUACGCUUAGAUAAAAGCAAAAGGGCUGAAGGGCAGUGGUAAUCAACCAAGAACACCAACUCCAUUGAAAUAGACAGAAGAUCAAAGGGAUUAUUUUCUUCUUCCUUAAGCUAAACUUUUAACCAACUUUGGGGGAUUAAGAUCCCAUCAAUCAACAUCUAAACCAGUGUGCUUUCCUUCCACUUCAGUCUUUUUCCUGCAUCCUUCACUACAACAUUAUGAAGGCUGAGCUCAGAAAUGAGCAAAGGCCAAUUCUAGCUUUUUAAUUAUUUUGCUCUUUUACUUUUUCCUAGUGGGAAGGGGAUAUCAUUUUCAUUGCCAAUAAAGCAUUGGGACCUCCAAAACCAAAACAAUCAGUCAUUUUUUAUCCCAAGGCUGGAGGGUCUUUUUCUGCUUUUUCUUUUUUCCAGGUUCAGAAAACGCUUCCUAAAUCAAAAUUUUGCGGUUAAUGAUUAAGAUGAGAGAUGGUUCUCAAACAGUGAUGUCUUCAAACUCCUGGGCGGUGUCAUUUAUUUAGUAAUUAAUGUUUGAAGUUUGAACUAAUGAAACAUGUUGAUUAUGGUAAUGACCCCUCGACUGUAAAUCAAUUCAUUGUUGUUCUGUUCCUAAGGAUGUUUGGUGCAUGUCUCUUGUUUGGUUGUUGAGACUCAGGGAGAAAAAUAAAA